Messenger RNA from Macaca mulatta (Rhesus monkey), 5314 nucleotides. NCBI's taxonomy places the organism in Eukaryota, Metazoa, Chordata, Mammalia, Primates, Cercopithecidae. The record is from RefSeq and is a predicted model, not a curated record.
AGGCGGUGGGGGCGGCGCGCGCCGGGCACGCGCGCCGGCGACCAUGGCGUUCGCCGGGCUGGAGCGAGUACAUUAACCCCUGGAGGCGGCGGCGGCUGCGAGGGAGCGAGCCUCGAGCGGGCGGGCCCCAGCCUGAGGGAAGGGAGGAAGGGGCGGGGAGAGCGCCAGAGGGAGGCCGGUCGGCCGCGGGCGGGCGGGCAGCGCAGCGCCGAGCGGGGCCCGCGGGCCCAUGAGGAGGCCCGGGGACCAUGGGCUCCAGGAUCAAGCAGAAUCCAGAGACCACAUUUGAAGUAUAUGUUGAAGUUGCCUAUCCCAGGACAGGUGGCACUCUUUCAGAUCCUGAGGUGCAGAGGCAAUUCCCGGAGGACUACAGUGACCAGGAAGUUCUACAGACUUUGACCAAGUUUUGUUUCCCCUUCUAUAUGGACAGCCUCACAGUUAGUCAAGUUGGCCAGAACUUCACGUUCGUCCUCACUGACAUUGACAGCAAACAGAGAUUCGGGUUCUGCCGCUUAUCUUCAGGAGCGAAGAGCUGCUUCUGUAUCUUAAGUCACUGCAUUUGGGGAGAAGGACUUCACAGUGUUGUUCUUGCACUCUAUCUCCCCUGGUUCGAGGUAUUUUAUAAGCUGCUUAACAUCCUAGCAGAUUAUACGACAAAAAGACAGGAAAAUCAGUGGAAUGAGCUUCUUGAAACUCUGCACAAACUUCCCAUCCCUGACCCAGGAGUGUCUGUUCAUCUCAGCGUGCAUUCUUAUUUUACUGUGCCUGAUACCAGAGAACUUCCCAGCAUCCCUGAGAAUAGAAAUCUGACAGAAUAUUUUGUGGCUGUGGAUGUCAACAACAUGUUGCAUCUGUACGCCAGUAUGCUGUACGAACGCCGGAUACUCAUCAUUUGCAGCAAACUCAGCACUCUGACUGCCUGCAUCCACGGGUCUGCGGCGAUGCUCUACCCCAUGUACUGGCAGCACGUGUACAUCCCCGUGCUGCCGCCACAUCUGCUGGACUACUGCUGUGCUCCCAUGCCCUACCUCAUAGGAAUCCAUUUAAGUUUAAUGGAGAAAGUCAGAAACAUGGCCCUGGAUGAUGUCGUGAUCCUGAAUGUGGACACCAACACCCUGGAAACCCCCUUCGAUGACCUCCAGAGCCUCCCAAACGAUGUGAUCUCUUCCCUGAAGAACAGGCUGAAAAAGGUCUCCACAACCACUGGGGAUGGUGUGGCCAGAGCGUUCCUUAAGGCCCAGGCCGCUUUCUUCGGUAGCUACCGAAACGCUCUGAAAAUCGAGCCGGAGGAGCCGAUCACUUUCUGUGAGGAAGCUUUCGUGUCCCACUACCGCUCCGGAGCCAUGAGGCAGUUCCUGCAGAACGCCACACAGCUGCAGCUCUUCAAGCAGUUUAUUGAUGGUCGAUUAGAUCUUCUCAAUUCCGGCGAAGGUUUCAGUGAUGUUUUUGAAGAGGAAAUCAACAUGGGCGAGUACGCUGGCAGUGACAAACUGUACCAUCAGUGGCUCUCCACCGUCCGGAAAGGAAGUGGAGCAAUUCUGAAUACUGUAAAGACCAAAGCAAACCCGGCCAUGAAGACUGUCUACAAGUUCGCAAAAGAUCAUGCAAAAAUGGGAAUAAAAGAGGUGAAAAACCGCUUGAAGCAAAAGGACAUUGCUGAGAACGGCUGCGCCCCCACCCCGGAAGAGCAGCUGCCAAAGACUGCACCGUCCCCCCUGGUGGAAGCCAAGGACCCCAAGCUCCGAGAAGACCGGCGGCCAAUCACAGUCCACUUUGGACAGCUGCAGAGACUGCGUCCCACCCGACCGCCUCCCAAGAUACAGCGCUCGAGGCCCGUGCGCCCACCUCGUCCUCAUGUUGUUAAGAGACCAAAGAGCAACAUCACAGUGGAAGGCCGGAGGACGUCUGUGCCGAGCCCUGAGCACCUGGUAAAGCCCUUACGACACUACGCGGUCUUCCUCUCCGAAGACUCCUCUGACGAUGAAUGCCAGCGGGAAGAGGGCCCGAGCUCUGGCUUCACCGAGAGCUUUUUCUUCUCUGCUCCCUUUGAAUGGCCACAGCCAUAUCGGACACUCAAGGAGUCAGACAGUGCGGAAGGCGACGAGGCAGAGAGUCCAGAGCAGCAAGUGCGGAAACCCACAGGCCCCGUCCCAGCUCCCACUGACCGGGCUGCCAGCAUCGACCUUCUGGAAGACGUCUUCAACAACCUGGACAUGGAGGCCGCAUUGCAGCCCCUGGGCCAGGCCAAGAGCUUGGAGGACCUUCGUGCCCCCAAAGACCUGAGGGAGCAGCCAGGGACCUUUGACUAUCAGAGGCUGGACCUGGGCGGGAGUGAGAGGAGCCGCGGGGUGACAGUGGCCUUGAAGCUUACCCACCCAUACAACAAGCUCUGGAGCCUGGGCCAGGACGACAUGGCCAUCCCCAGCAAGCCCCCAGCUGCCUCCCCUGACAAGCCCUCUGCCUUGCUCGGGAACUCCCUGGCCCUGCCUCGAAGGCCCCAGAACCGGGACAGCAUCCUGAACCCCAGUGACAAGGAGGAGGUGCCCACCCCUACUCUGGGCAGCAUCACCAUCCCCCGGCCCCAAGGCAGGAAGACCCCAGAGCUGGGCAUCGUGCCUCCACCACCCAUUCCCCGCCCAGCCAAGCUCCAGGCUGCCGGCACCGCACUUGGUGACUUCUCAGAGCGGCUGCAGGUGGAUCGGGACAGGCGAGCUGCCCUGAGUCCAGGGCUCCUCCCUGGUGGUGUCCCCCAAGGCCCCACUGAACUGCUCCAGCCACUCAGCCCCAGCCCCGGGACUGCAGGCACGAGCAGUGAUGCCCUGCUCGCCCUCCUGGACCCGCUCAGCACAGCCUGGUCAGGCAGCACCCUCCCGCCACGCCAUGCCGCCCCGAAUGUAGCCACCCCAUUCACCCCCCAAUUCAGCUUCCCCCCUGCAGGGACACCUGCCCCAUUCCCACAGCCACCACUCAACCCCUUUGUCCCAUCCAUGCCAGCAGCCCCACCAACCCUGUCCCUGGUCUCCACACCAGCGGGGCCUUUUGGGGUCCCUCCAGCUUCCCUGGGGCCGGCUUUUGCAUCCGGCCUCCUGCUGUCCAGCGCUGGCUUCUGUGCCCCUCACAGGUCUCAGCCCAACCUCUCUGCCCUCUCCAUGCCCAACCUCUUUGGCCAGAUGCCCAUGGGCACCCACACGAGCCCCCUACAGCCGCUGGGUCCCCCAGCAGUUGCCCCAUCGAGGAUCCGAACAUUGCCCCUGGCCCGCUCAAGUGCCAGGGCUGCUGAGGCCAAGCAGGGGCUGGCCCUGAGGCCUGGAGACCCCCCACUUCUGCCUCCCAGGCCCCCCCAGGGCCUGGAGCCAACACUGCAGCCCUCUGCUCCUCAACAGGCCAGAGACCCCUUUGAGGAUUUGUUACAGAAAACCAAGCAAGACGUGAGCCCAAGUCCGGUCCUGGCCCCGGCCCCGGCCCCGGCCCCGGCCCCAGACUCGGUGGAGCAGCUCAGGAAGCAGUGGGAGACCUUCGAGUGAGCCAGGCCUUGAGGGCAGGGGAUGCACCGAGGCCCGAGGGUCCGUCCACUGCUGCGGUUCCGAGGGUCCCCCGCCACGCUCUCUGCCCAGGUUCUGCUGGUGGGAAGGGAUGGGACCCCUCUCUGCUGCCCCCUCCUCCCCUCCACACUGCCCAUCUCUGAGGUCUGGCCCUGCAGAAUGGCACCAGUUCCAGUCUGGGAAUCAACCCAGUUCCUGAGUGCCCGUCCCACCCCGCGGUUGCCCGUCCUUGGCACCCUUGAUUGGGUUUUGCACUAAAGAGGUCAGCUGGGCCAAUGAUUGAUUGCCCCAGACCAAGUCCUACCCACCUUCCCCCUGAAAGUGUCCCGAGAGGCUCCGAAGGCCUAUCCUCUGAGCCCAGCUCUCCUGUUCCACCACAGCUAGGCCCUGCACGCCCACCUCCUCGGACACAAGUGGCAGGGUUACCCUCCAGUGUGAGCUCCUCUGCACGAGACACAGGCGGCUUGGGGUUGAAGUUAGGACUCCUCCUGGGCUGGAGGAUUUACCUGGUGGGGCACUUCCAGACUGUUUCUAGCAAUAUACACACACGUUCUUUCCUGUGUCUUCACCCCAAAACUUCAGUUGAUUCUGACCUGGGAGGGUCUGGGGACCAGGGGGUCUGGACUGCCUUGUGAUGCCCAGCCCCAGCCACCCUGCACGGGGACUGCGAGCACCAGCAACAUUGAUUUCUAGAAGGAAAAUAGAAACCCCAUCUGAGUGUUUUGGGGGGAGCCCCCACCCCCUCAUUCCAACUCUCUGGCACUCUGAUACCUCCAGGUUCUCUUCUCACUGUCAAAGCUGGGUCUCAGCCUCUUGGCAUCUGGAGCUUUGUGGGCAAAGCCGAGAAGCUGCGACCCAGACUUCAACUCGAAGGUCAAGCGGAAUGCCUCAGACUGAUGCGGAGGCAGCUGGCCUUCCUGGGUUGGAACGAGGCAGUGGCCCUGAGCCCCUGCUCCAGAGCCGGGUAGAAAGGACAAACUUGGUCUCUGCCUCAGAGAAGCAGGAGAAGGGCUAGAAGCCAGUCCCUCCCCACCUGCCCAGAGCGCCAGGCCAGCACAGAAAUUCCUGAGGCCACCGUCACCAAAGUUAGAGUGAAUGUUUUAUUGUUUAUCUUUUUCCUUUUUACCUUAUUGAUUUGAUGAGUCUUGAAAUUGAUUCAUUUCCAUAAACCAAGUUAAAGUAUGCCCCGACCAUUUAAGAAAACAGCCAUCUGAGACACGCAGGAAAUUGUGAGCAUUUCGACCCGAGCUCUCAUUUCCUAUUCGGGAUGGGUCAGACACACAGUCUACCCAGGGGUGUCUGAGGGGGACAAGGAGGGGGGGGUCUCUGGAGAUCUGUCACCCAGGGAGCCCCCUCUGUGUCUAAGAGGCCACCACUGCUGCACAUGGUCAGGGAGGCUUGGUGGCCGUCCUGGCACAUGGCUUUUCCUGGGCCAACUGUGACCUGUCUGGCUCAGGAAUGGGCUCUGGCUGCUUGGGGAGCCGUGUCACUCCUGGGCCAUGGAGGCACCUCCCGGGCACUUAGGUGUUUCACAGAGAUUCCAGUUUCACUCCCUGGGCAGAUCCCCAGGCCCCAUCCGGGAUAGGGCAGAGGCGGCGCUGGCAGCCCCAGGGAAGGAGGGUGUGUACCCCAAGGCGCCCUGGCCGUGCUGGGGGACUGGGGUGAGCGCUCCAUGUUCACAUGAGCACUGCUGCCUCUUCUCUUGUGGGACUGACUUUGCAAACCCAAGGAUGAACUUUGUGUGCAUUCAAUAAAAUCAUCUUGGGGAAGAG